Caenorhabditis sp. 36 PRJEB53466 is the source of this 1433-nucleotide messenger RNA. The record is from the annotation of a GenBank genome assembly. Lineage: Eukaryota; Metazoa; Nematoda; Chromadorea; Rhabditida; Rhabditidae.
AUGAGCUCUCUCAACUACUUUCUGCUCCUUCUUGCUCUGCAAUACCAAUACGCCAACGCAACACAACUCGAUGAAAAAAGACGGUCCUGCAAGUACAAAAAGCUUCUGUAAGUGAAGUUUUCGAAUGAGAAGUUAGUUCGACAUUACUUUAAAGGAUUCCAUCUGGACAUACAACCAAAAGUGAUGUUAUACAUCUUCAGUACGAGCGAGACAUUUUCCGACAGAUUAUUGACGAAGAGUGCAAAAGUGAGUAGGAGCGUCUAAUAGUAUGCCCAUAUUACAGUUCUUUCAGGCCUUUCCGAAAAAGAUCAAAUGGAAGUGAGACCGAGAAGGUCUGUCCGGAAGUUGUUCUCAUUCUUCUCCGCAAAGAGGAUAGGAGCGGUUGCCAAACCGAUAAUGAAGGGAUUGAAGGGCAAAGGGAAAACGUUUACAAAGUACGCAAAAUUGCCUCUGAAAUACGGAAAGAAAACGGUUUCGUUUGGCGUCAGAAACAACAUUGGUGACAUUGCGGAGACUGCGAUUGAAUCUAUACCGUAACGGAUUAAAGUUUUAUUAAAACUCAUUGAACCAUUGUGCUUUCAGAGAUGUUAUGGAGGCAGUCAACUCAAUAAGAGAACCGCAUGAGCCAGAAGGAAAAGAAGAGAACGCAGAACUGACUUUAAAAAGCAGUCUGGAAAGUUUCAGAGGGAACAUCAGUUCUCUGUUGAAGUACGGAAAGCUGGGAGCUGAUAUUUGGAGCACAUAUUCUGUUUGGAAGGUUUAUUAAACUGAUUCCUUUAAGUUUUCAGUCACUGUUUCAGGUGCUCGGAAUUCAUCCAGACGAGUUGACUUCCUGGGAAGAGUUGACUUCUUCAGAUGUCCAAUGCGUCAAGGACGACUUCACUUGGAUGUACUCUAUCCGAUUCAGAGUAAAUGUCGAAGAAGAAAUGGAAGUGAAAGCCGAGAUGUGUAGUGAUUUCGGAGUGUUCAGCAACAACACUUACGAGUACUAUCACUUGCCGAACGAGUAUUUGGUGCAGAGAAAUGAAAAAAUCUACUCUGUCGACGGGAUAAAGUGCUCUGGGACGGUUGGACAGACUUUGAAAAGCAAAGGGAAGGGAAGAAAAAUCAAUUCAGGAACCGAAUUAUUGCCCCGAGUCCUCGCUGAAAGAGGAAGAAUGCUCUGUGAACAACGUCGAAAAGUGCAGAUCAACGACGGAAAUUUUGACGUUCCUCAGACAUUUGAGUAGAAAUCUUCCCACCGCAGUUGUAUAUUACGGUCCCGAAGAGGUGAGUUUUAUGCAAAUAGUGUACCUUCCAGUUUUCAUGUUUAGAAAUGGGCACUGAUCGGAGAAACGGAACGAAACUACACUGUCCCUCCAUUCAACUUACUGUACUUUCUGCUGGAAGAAGGAGAGGUGCUUCGCAUUGGCCGAGAAACAUUCAUUCGAUAA